AUGAAUAAGGCCAGCGUCCUCAUUACCAAUACCAUCGCCAGCAUUGACGCUGAACUACGCGAUAUCAAUCUCAAAAUUCACGACGACCCUGAAAUAGGACGGCACGAGUUCCAUGCUUCCAAACUAUUGGCUGAUUAUAUGGAGAGCAAGGGAUUCAAGGUGAAGCUUGGGUUGCCUGGGAUACCAACAGCUUUUAUUGCCGAGUAUACACGUGGAUCAUCAGGUCGUCGCAUUGGCUUUUGCAGUGAAUACGAUGCUCUACCAGGGAUCGGUCAUGGAUGUGGGCAUCCAUUAAUUGCUAUCAGUGGAGUUGCAUGUGCGAUUGCUAUCAAGUCCGUAUUGGAAGAAGGCAUCCUCCAAGAAGGAAGCGUUGUGCUGUUUGGUACUCCAGCAGAGGAAACCACGCAUGGUGGCAAGAUUUCCAUGAUAGAUCAGGAUGUUUUUCAAUCCCGGGUGGAUUUCUGCAUGAUGUUACAUCCAUACCCAUACGAUAUCAACUACUGUGUCAUGCUUGCACGUGAUGAAAUGAAGGUUGAGUUCUUUGGCAAGGCCUCUCAUGCAGGCGGCGCACCUUGGGAAGGAAUCAAUGCUGUGGAUGCCAUUAUGCAAGGUUGGGAUAACAUGUCAAUGUUGCGGCAGCAAACUCUACCUACCAAUCGAAUCCAUGGCAGGCUGGUGGAAGCAGGAAAAUCGCCAAACGUGAUUCCGGAUUAUGCGUCAGCAGAAGUUGUUGUUAGAUCCGUCACUCAUGAAGAAUUGGCCGAGCUGAAGGGAAAAGUGGCGCUUUGUUUCGAGGCUGCAGCUGUUGCAACAGGAUGUAAAAUCAAGCUUACUUGGAAUGAGUCAGGGAUAUGCAAAGAUGUCUUCAUGAACGAUACAUUGACGAAUACAUAUCGACAUUAUAUGGAGCAAGAAGGUGUCCCCUUUAUGUCACGUGUGGACGAAGAAAAAGUGAUAUCUGGAAGUACCGACUUUGGCAACGUAUCGUAUGUCGUACCUGGCACACAUCCACACUUUGGAAUUGGUAUCAAUGCCCCUAUUCACAGCGUGAAAUUUGAGAAGGCUGCUCGCACAAAAACGGCUCAUCAACACACCUUGCGCGCUGCUGGAGCACUUGCAAAAGCGGGUGCUAAUGUGCUUUUGGAUGAUUCACUUUAUUGUCAAAUGCAGGCUGAUUUUAGACAAGGGAAGCAAUAG
Lichtheimia ornata is the source of this 1197-nucleotide messenger RNA. RefSeq lists its product as uncharacterized. The coding region runs from base 1 to 1197 and encodes 398 amino acids. Gene Ontology annotation, molecular function: dipeptidase activity. The record is from RefSeq and is a predicted model, not a curated record. NCBI's taxonomy places the organism in Eukaryota, Fungi, Mucoromycota, Mucoromycetes, Mucorales, Lichtheimiaceae. The transcript has 8 exons.